Molecule: messenger RNA, 2021 nt
Organism: Otolemur garnettii (small-eared galago)
Lineage: Eukaryota; Metazoa; Chordata; Mammalia; Primates; Galagidae
Gene: SLC34A1
Product: solute carrier family 34 member 1
Exons: 11
Coding region: 219-2021 (600 amino acids)
Biological process (GO): intracellular phosphate ion homeostasis; sodium-dependent phosphate transport
Cellular component (GO): apical plasma membrane; brush border; vesicle
Molecular function (GO): sodium:phosphate symporter activity
Source: RefSeq, a predicted model, not a curated record
CAAGUCUGUACUGGGCACCUGUGUGUGCACCUUGGGGAAUGUGUGUGUGGCGGUGGUGAGUUUAGAGGGUGUGCUUUGCUGGAUGUGUGUGGGAUCACACAGCAUGGGGGGUGUGUACAUGAGCAUAUGAGUGUAAGUGUGAGCACCCUGGAUGCUGCAGGUGUAAUUCAGUGCUGCUGCGACCCCCUGACCUGCAGGCUUCAUAGCGGGUGCCCAAGAUGAUGUCCUACAGAGAAAGGCUGGGGAGUCCAGCUGUCUCCCCACUCCCAGUCCACAGGCGACACAUGAUACCAGGGGCUGCCUUUGCCUACGUGCCCAGUCCGCCGGUCCUGCACAGGGUCCCAGGAACCUCUGCCUACGCCUUCCCCAGACUGGGCCCUGUGGCCCUCAGUGAGCACAGCUGUUCCUGUGGGGAGGUCCUGGAGCUCCAUGACCCACUGCCUGCCAAGCUGGGCCUGGAGGAGGAGCAGAAGCCAGAUCCCAGGCUAGUCUCAAAGCUGUGCCAUGCUGGCAUCACGCUGCUCAAGGUGCCAUUGAUGCUCGCCUUCCUCUAUCUCUUUGUCUGCUCCCUGGAUGUGCUCAGCUCAGCCUUCCAGCUGGCUGGAGGGAAGGUGGCUGGUGACAUCUUCAAGGACAACGCCAUCCUGUCCAACCCAGUGGCUGGGCUGGUGGUGGGAAUCCUGGUGACAGUGCUAGUGCAGAGCUCUAGCACCUCUACAUCCAUCAUUGUCAGCAUGGUCUCUUCUGGCUUGCUGGAGGUGAGCUCUGCCAUCCCCAUCAUCAUGGGCUCCAACAUUGGCACCUCUGUCACCAACACCAUCGUGGCCCUGAUGCAGGCAGGGGAUAGGACUGACUUCCGGCGGGCCUUCGCGGGAGCUACUGUGCAUGACUGCUUUAACUGGCUGUCUGUUCUGGUCCUGCUGCCCCUGGAGGCUACUACAGGCUACCUGUACCAUGUCACUGGAUUCGUGGUGGCCUCCUUCAACAUCCGAGGUGGGCGUGAUGCCCCUGACUUGCUCAAAAUCAUCACGGAGCCCUUCACAAAGCUCAUCAUUCAGCUGGACAAGUCUGUGAUCACCAGUAUUGCCACUGGGGAUGAGUCCCUGAGGAACCACAGUCUUAUCCGGAUCUGGUGCCACCCAGACCCCAUGGAGCAAAAUAUGGAAGAGAGAGAAAUUAUACACCUGAUCUUCACAAAAACAAGCCACGGGAUAAGAGCUCCGUUCUUCCUUUCCUCUGAGGUCCCCGCUGUCCACCUGCUGCAGCCUCAGGCAGACUUCCCUGCCCCCUUCACUUGGGUCACGGGCUACUUUGCCAUGGUGGUGGGUGCUGGCAUGACCUUCGUUGUCCAGAGCAGUUCUGUGUUCACCUCAGCCAUCACUCCACUCAUUGGACUGGGCGUGAUCAGCAUCGAGCGGGCCUACCCCCUCACACUGGGCUCCAACAUUGGCACCACCACCACUGCCAUCUUGGCAGCACUGGCCAGCCCCAGGGAGAAGCUCUCCAGCUCAUUCCAGAUUGCCCUCUGCCAUUUCUUCUUCAACAUCUCGGGUAUCCUUCUGUGGUACCCAGUACCCUGCACGCGCCUGCCCAUCCGCAUGGCCAAGGCGCUGGGCAAACGCACUGCCAAGUACCGCUGGUUUGCUGUCCUCUACCUCCUCGUGUGCUUCCUGCUACUGCCCUCACUGGUGUUUGGCAUUUCCAUGGCUGGCUGGCAGGCCAUGGUAGGUGUGGGCGCACCCUUUGGAGCCCUGCUGGCCUUUGUGGUGCUCGUCAGCAUCCUGCAGAAUCGGAGUCCUGGGCACUUGCCCAAGUGGUUGCAGACAUGGGACUUCCUGCCUCACUGGAUGCACUCCCUGAAGCCCCUGGACCGCCUCAUCACCCGUGCCACCUUGUGCUAUGCCAGACCUGAGCCCCGCUCACCCUCGCUGCCCACCAGGGUCUUCCUGGAGGAGCUGCCCCCUGCCACCCCCUCCCCCCGCCUUGCACUGCCUGCUCACCAUAGUGCCACUCGCCUCUAG